AUGAAGUGGAUGUUUAAGGAGGACCACUCGCAGGAACACAGAUACAUGGAAUCCUCGAAGAUCAGAGUUAAGUACCCCAACAGAGUUCCAGUGAUCUUGGAAAAAGUCUCAGGCUCUCAGAUUGUUGACAUUGACAAAAGGGAGUACCUGGUUCCAUCUGACAUCACUGUGGAAUGACAUCAGUUCAUGUGGAUCACCAGGAAAAGGACCCAGCUUACUUCUGAAAAGGCAACCUUCCUGUUUGUGGACAAGACAGUCCCAGAGUCCAGCCUAACUAUGGGACAGCUUUACCAGAAGGAAAAAGAUGAAGAUGGAUUCUUGUAUGUGGCCUACAGUGGAGAGAACACUUUUGGCUUCUGAGGA
Molecule: messenger RNA, 363 nt
Organism: Phodopus roborovskii (desert hamster)
Lineage: Eukaryota; Metazoa; Chordata; Mammalia; Rodentia; Cricetidae
Product: gamma-aminobutyric acid receptor-associated protein-like 2
Biological process (GO): macroautophagy; cellular response to nitrogen starvation; autophagosome assembly
Cellular component (GO): autophagosome; autophagosome membrane; cytosol
Molecular function (GO): ubiquitin protein ligase binding
Source: RefSeq, a predicted model, not a curated record